Ctenocephalides felis (cat flea) is the source of this 876-nucleotide messenger RNA. RefSeq lists its product as uncharacterized. The record is from RefSeq and is a predicted model, not a curated record. Bases 75 to 431 code for a protein of 118 amino acids. NCBI's taxonomy places the organism in Eukaryota, Metazoa, Arthropoda, Insecta, Siphonaptera, Pulicidae. The transcript has 5 exons.
UUUGUCUAUCUUUUUAAUAAAUACAUGUUUUAAUUAAUUUUCAUUAAUUUAUUUAAAAUCCUAAUUUUUAACCUAUGGAACCUAAAAAUAUUUCUUCUGUGUUAAUAUGUGGAGAAUAUCAGCUCAAUAAAAAUUUAUUAUUAAAGUUUGCUUUGCACUGGGCUGAGAACGGUUACAACAUUUUAUAUAUUUCCAAUGCUCCUAUUUCCUCCAUACCAAAUAUGCUGAAAAAGAAUUUAGUCAAGGAGACCAUGAAGCGAAUAAUUUUCAUUGAAAUCAAAAAAGCCAUUGACAAGUUUUCAAAAUGCUACUUUAGACACAUCCAAGCCUAUGAUCCUAAAGGAGAAUGUGACAAUGAACGCAGACUGAUAGGACGCCAUGAAACCAGUUCCAUCCAUGAUUUCAGUGCUGAUGUCGGCAGUAUGAGGUAGAAUAACGGUACAACAUUCGUGGUAAUCUUAGUUUUGUUGGAAAAUUCAAAAACGGACAGUACAUCAUCAUUUUAUAUCAGUGUACAAAUGAACAGUGUGAUCCUGUAACUGGCUAACGAGGCAGCUCAAGGUGUUGAUGCUGGUCGCUCGUACUUUCCUGAGGAUUUUGAAUUUCAUGUGCCUAUGACUUAUAAGAAUGCCUUAAGAGGAACCUUACAACCACUAAUUGGACAAAGUCUUUUUGAUAGAAAGGACAAAAUUAUCCUGUUUGAUGAACUUUCAGAACGUGUAUCAUCAACCAAACAACGAAAACUUUGUGUGCAACAUCGUAAUUUUAGCAAAAAAAUAGAUUUGUUUUCGCAAUUUUCGAAAUGUUUUGACUGAUUCCAAAAGAUUUUAGGACGCUGAUUUCAAAAAUGCUAUCCGUUUUUGGAUAAACCCACAU